CCCCCACCCCCCGCUCGACUUGAAAGGACCUGAGAAAAAUUUCCCUUAGAUGACAAGCUCUUGGAAAGUUGACCACUUCUAAAGUGCUUUCACUAGCUAUUGAGAACCAUGUCUGACAACGGAGAACUGGAAGACAAGCCACCAGCUCCUCCUGUCCGGAUGAACAGUGUUAUCUUCAGUUUAGGGGGCAAAGACCAGUUGUAUGCCAACCACAGCUUGAAACCCCUGCCCUCUGUACCAGAAGAGAGAAAACCUAGGAAUAAAAUCAUCUCCAUAUUCGUUGGCACUGAAAAAGGAAGCAAGAAGAAGGAAAAGGAAAGGCCAGAAAUCUCCCCCCCAUCAGAUUUUGAGCAUACCAUCCAUGUUGGCUUCGAUGCUGUGACUGGAGAGUUCACUGGAAUGCCAGAGCAAUGGGCUCGGUUGCUGCAGACCUCAAAUAUCACAAAGCUAGAACAGAAGAAGAACCCCCAGGCGGUACUAGAUGUGCUGAAAUUCUAUGACUCCAAAGACACAGCCAAACAGAAGUAUCUGAGUUUUUCUGCUCCAGAAAAAGAUGGAUUCCCUUCAGGAACACCAACGAGCAAUGCCAAAGGCUCAGAGCCAUCCACAGCUGUGGCAGAUGAUGAUGAGGAUGAUGAAGAAACUCCUCCUCCUGUCAUUGCUCCACGACCAGAUCACACCAAAUCGAUUUACACACGGUCUGUGAUCGACCCCAUCCCUGCAUCAGCUGGUGACACUUCCGUUGACAGCGCGGCAAAAUCAGGUGACAAGCAGAAGAAGAAGACCAAAAUGUCAGAUGAAGAGAUCAUGGAUAAACUACGCACUAUUGUGAGCAUAGGAGAUCCCAAGAAAAAAUAUACCAGAUAUGAAAAAAUUGGGCAAGGGGCUUCAGGUACAGUUUUCACAGCUAUUGAUGUGGCAACGGGGCAGGAGGUUGCUAUUAAACAAAUAAACCUUCAGAAACAGCCCAAGAAGGAGUUGAUAAUUAAUGAGAUCUUGGUCAUGAAGGAGCUAAAGAACCCCAACAUAGUCAACUUCCUGGACAGUUACCUCGUAGGAGAUGAGUUGUUUGUGGUGAUGGAGUAUCUAGCUGGAGGCUCACUAACAGAUGUGGUCACAGAAACAUGUAUGGAUGAAGCACAGAUUGCUGCUGUUUGCAGAGAGUGCUUGCAAGCACUUGAAUUCCUACAUGCCAACCAGGUCAUCCACAGAGACAUUAAGAGUGACAAUGUGCUGUUAGGAAUGGAUGGAUCAGUUAAACUAACCGACUUUGGUUUCUGUGCUCAGAUCACCCCCGAGCAGAGCAAGCGCAGCACCAUGGUUGGGACUCCUUACUGGAUGGCUCCUGAAGUGGUCACACGGAAAGCAUAUGGCCCUAAAGUGGACAUCUGGUCUCUGGGCAUCAUGGCAAUUGAGAUGGUGGAAGGAGAACCUCCGUACCUCAAUGAAAAUCCCCUGAGGGCAUUGUAUUUGAUAGCAACUAAUGGCACACCAGAGCUGCAGAACCCUGAGAAGCUGUCCCCAAUAUUCCGGGAUUUCUUGAACCGAUGUUUGGAAAUGGAUGUAGAGAAAAGAGGAUCAGCCAAAGAAUUGCUACAGCAUCCCUUCUUGAAACUGGCCAAACCUCUGUCCAGCUUGACACCCCUGAUCUUGGCAGCCAAAGAAGCAAUGAAGAGUAACCGCUAACAUCACUGCCACAGCCUUCAUCCUUUGUUUGUUUGUUUGUUUCUAUUUUACAAAUCUUUAUAAUAUAUGGAAUUGUUACACUUCUGGGGGGUGGGAAGGGGUUUCAUGGGGAGGGGGGAAAAGUCUGCAAAAGGGAAGAAACUCUCAUCCAGAAGACACCCCAAAUAAAUGGUGGUGACUCAAGUGAUUCCUGUCUGGGGUCCAGAAGGAAUUGAGGACUGAAUUACUGGCCUUUUUUUUUUUUCCUUUUUAAAACAAAAAAUCAUGUUGUUUUCUUUUGCAGACAGCCCAGAAAUGCCACUUAUUGUGCCCAGGGUUUGAAGGGUUUUUAACAACUUUGCUGUAACAGCUCCCAUUCACUGUACCUCUCUGGGUACUUCCAGUACUUGAAUGACAGAUUCAAGCUUUCAGAGAGCAGUACUAAUUUUACCUGCUGAUCUCUUCUUUCACUCUCUUCUUCCUCCCGUCUACCUGGUUACUUUAAAAAUCACUCUUGGAAGCUCCCAUUUGACUAGAUUCAUGGCAAGUGUGACAAAUGUGAAGGUACAUCUUGCCCCUCUUUAGUGGAUUAGCUGUUGCUGUACUGUAGAAUUGACAACUUGGCUACAUAAGAAAUUGUCAUGUUCUUGAGCUGUUCUUUGCUUUUUCAAGAUGAAUCUGGAGGGAAGGGGAAGAGAAGUAUUCAGCUGUUUCUCAUAUAUGUGCUCUGUGGACUUUUUAAUCAAAGAUGUGGCCUCUUUGUAGAAACUUCCUGAUUGGUCAAGUCUUUGGAUCUCAGUGUAUGGAUGUGUGUAGGUAGGGGUCAGAUACUUUAUUUAUGAUCAAAUGAUCAGCUAGAGUCAGGGCAAGAAAAAAAUUCCAGCUGUCUUCCUGUCUGCUCCUUUUUUUUUCCCCCCCCCCAAUUAGACUUGCUGGCCAGAAGCUUAAGGGAUAAUGUGCUUGAUGUGGUGGGUGGUUCAAAAACAUGUAUCUGGGGCUUUGGAAGUUAUGCUGGUGCCUUUGACUUUUUUAUGUUACAUUUUCCUUCUUUGUAUCAAAUACAUUUUUGUAUAUGUUGUAAUUUCCUCCCCUCCCCCCCCCCCCCCCAAGCAAAUAAUGCAUCAGCCUAUGGAGUUGUCAGGAUUUUAAGUGUCAGAGCUACUCUUUUCCAGUUUAGUCUGUGCUCCAUUUGUACUAAUGCCAUCAGAAGAACAAAUGGUCAGAUCUGAGGACACUGAAGAUACAGGAUUUUAAAAAUACUGACUCACACAGAAGAUGAUGAACACCUGGAAAUGCCCAAGUGCUGUUCUGAGAAGAUGAAGGCUGAGAGAGGAGAACAGUGUCAUCAGACACUCGUGGGGCUUAUUUGACUGACUGGUGCCAGGCUGAGGAGAUGGGAUGUGUUGUCACACUGAUCCUUUCUCACUUAAAGACAUUGGACCAGCUGAAAUGGCUUAGGUCAACCAUUCAAUGCAAGAAAAAGUGCCUCCCUCUGCAAGACAGUGAGCAACUUGAGCAGUUGAGUUCUUGGGGUGUUACCAGGGGCAAGUGCAGAAGAGCCUGUGCCCCGGCUGCUUCUGGCACUGCAGUCUGUGCAUUUCCACUUCCCCAACAGCUUAACCAAGAGCCAGCUGGAUUUACAAUGUGCCAAAAUGAUUCUGUGAAAGAAUUAACUGUUACUUUGGUGGGAUUUUAUUGCAUUCCCAGUGAGGCAGGAGCUGGGACAGAGAGUGGGUUAUGGCCAGGUGUGGACGGAGGACCCUGAAUCAAAACUUUUUGCACACUUUGGCAAAGAUUGCUGGCAGAAGAUAAGAGUGUUGGUGUAGCAAGAGAGCUAACUGUGCUUUGGGGACUGGUGGCCAAGGUAGGAGGGAACCAGCUUCCAGAAAUAGAGGAGGUUAUUUGUGUUGCUGGUGGAGGAGAAGCAAGGCUGGGGCCUUGCAGCCUCUGCUGCCUCUCAGAGCUUCUAGGACGUGCUGUGGUACCACCAAGGGGUCUGUGGUGCAGGGCCUUGCAGUGUUGCAGCUCAGCUUGGCUUCUGCUCUGGAGUGGCAGUCAUUUCUGUCAGGUAAAUGAUGCUAACUGCUCUGUCACAGGAAGAAAUCCUCCUUAGGUGCAAGUGUCAGAGCAGUCACGGUUCUAAAUCCAAGGAAGCGUCUCAUUCCAGGCAAGUGAAUCUAGAUGCAUUUCCCAGCCAAGAUGGAUGAUGAGCCAUGGAUUCUGGAACCCCAUUGUAAGGGAGGUGUCCCCAGCUUGAGUGCCUCAGGUUCCCUGGGCAAAUGAAGCAGGUUUGGCUGAGAAAUCCCAAAAUCCUGUCGUUCCCUCUUUGUCCAUUGCUGGCAAUGGACUUUGUGAAACUCCUUGUGCCAGAGUUUAACUUGGAGCUUUUCUGCCUUUUUUUCUUUUCCUUGUUUUGUUGGGUUGGUGUUGGUUUUUUUUUUUUGAUGACACCCAUCUAGAGAGUCAGAGAACUCGGGACAAAUUGAGUUGUUUUUUUUAAAAGUAGAAACCCAAGAAAUCAGAAGUAAUUUUAACUUAUUCUUUUCACUUCUACGGAUGAAUGAGAAUGGUUUCAAACAUGUCUUACAAAAUUUGCCCAGUUUAGGUCUAGUUGGGAAAUGAUUUCCCACAGAAGUUACCAGAACAUGUCUUGGUGCUUGCUGUGGGACCUGGAAUGGUGUUUAGCUCUGAAGUCCCAAGUGUCCACCUCUCCCCUUCCCCAGGCAGCAGUUUUAUUGUUUCUCCCCCCCCUUCCACUGCCAGAAAUGAGGCCAGAGAUGGAACUGCCAGCAGAGGAGAGCCAGGAGGAGGUUGCUGAGCUCCCUCAGCCUCUCCUGAUAAGACUUCAGGUGUGCAGGAGAUGUGUGACUCCUGGGAUUUCCUUCUUCUCACAGGAUCAACCCAGACUUCUCAUGAAAAGCCACCAUGGCUCUGGGAACGUGCACUUUGCCUUAGGUGUUAAUGUGGCUAAUUAGGGGCUUUCCCCCCAGCUCUGAGGUGCAAAAGGGGGUAGCUCGAGGAGGUGGGAGAGGAUCCCUUUGUUCAGAGGGGAUGAUGGGUGGGCUUUGGGGGGAGCAGGGAGGUUGUUAAGGGUCUCUCCAGCUGGAGGUGAAGAAAUAAAUGUCUCUGGUCUGUUUUCCCUCUGUCCCUCAUGCUGUCAAUGGAAAAGGAAGUAGGUGCAAGCUUUCUGGUUUAUUUUUUUAACUGUCUUCAGAUUUUAAUGUUGCCUUUUGUGUAAUUUAAUCCCAUUAUGUUAUUUAAUUGUUACUGCAAUAUUAACUACUGUAUUUGUUGACUUUGUUUAAUAACUGUUCUUUCAGGGCUAGAAAUAAACUUUUAAAAAAAACCAAAA
Molecule: messenger RNA, 5017 nt
Organism: Apus apus (common swift)
Lineage: Eukaryota; Metazoa; Chordata; Aves; Apodiformes; Apodidae
Gene: PAK2
Product: p21 (RAC1) activated kinase 2
Exons: 16
Coding region: 109-1686 (525 amino acids)
Biological process (GO): regulation of axonogenesis; regulation of MAPK cascade; intracellular signal transduction
Cellular component (GO): cytoplasm
Molecular function (GO): protein serine/threonine kinase activity; ATP binding
Source: RefSeq, a predicted model, not a curated record